GAGUGUGGAUGCGCCGCUCUUUCCGCAGAUUCCACACCCACGUGGCUGUCAGUCUGAAGUUUCUAUGUGAAGGAUUCCCUUGAGUCGAAAUGCAUUUAUUGCCAGGAUAAGGCAAUCUGCAUCUCUUGGAUGCAAUAAAAGUGUAUGAUUUCAUGUUGAUUAAUCAUUUCUUGAAAUCACUAACAAAUUCUAGAUAUUCCUUUCAAUAGUGGCAUUAGCGAACCAAAGUUGCAAAUCAUGAAGACGGCAAACAGAAGAAACGCUGAUGACUCGAUGCUGGACAUGAAGCUGACCAUGAGGGUAAUGGUGAUGGCCGCAGUGUUCCAGGCACUGCUGGCGCCAGCGCUUGCUGACCUCCAGCUCGGAAUGCCCAACGUGUGCGAGUACCAGAGGAAGGAGACCGUGGAGGUGCGGGUGCCGAGCGUGAGGGCCUUCACCGCCACCGUCAGGGUGUACCGGCCGGGCUGCUUCCUCAACACUCCGGCCUGCGUCACCCACGAGAGGAGGACGCAGUACAAGACGGUGCACCAGACGCAGAAGGAGACGGUGACCAAAAGUCUCUACCGCUGCUGCCCGGGAUGGGACUCGCAGAAAACUUCCAAUGAGUCUACGGAAGGAGGUGGCGAAGAAGAGCAAGUCGACGACGGGGAAGCCCUACCGAAGGCCGAGGACGCGGGCUGCUUCCUCCAGAAGGCAGCGGAAGGCGAUCGCACGACGAGCGUCACUCACGAAGGCCGCACUUACUACCUGGUGGAGGAGAAGGCCCUGAGGGACGCCUCCACCACCGCCGCCUCUCCUGAAGGACUCUCGCCCCUACAGGAACCGCUCCCGACGCUCAAGAGUUACCACCGCCUCCACGAAGUGCGUAAAACGACCUCACGCGAGACUGGUUCCUCGUCCUCGGUGCGCCGACACCGCAGUCACCACCAGCAGCGUAGUCGUCGGCGCCAUCACGGCCACGAUCGACGUCAUCACACCCGCCACCACAAGCAGUCUCAGGACUGGGCGCCGCGGUCAAGCCUCGACCCGAUUGUGCGCGCGAAGACGACCUACAAGUAUGGCAACGACUCUCGCCAUCACCGCCGAAGGACCAACGACCCGCGCAACGACGUGUACGACGCCUACAGCUACACCAUCAUUCUUACUGACAGAAAGGACAAGACCGGACGGCGCACGGGCGGGCGUGAUUCUGACCUGCGGGCGCAGGCGUCGCGGGCGGAGGAGGUGGUCACCAGCGUCCCCGGAAUGUCCUUCGCUGGAUGUGGGCGUAUCUUCUGCUACAACGGUGGGCGCUGCGUCUACAACCGCUGCAUCUGUCCUCGAGGGUUCUACGGAUCGCGCUGUCAGUAUGACCGCGACGAGUGCCUGGUCGACAACGGCGGCUGCGACCACCUCUGCAAGAACACGCUGGGCUCCUUCAUGUGCUGCUGCUCGCCCGGGUUCAAGCUGCUGCAGGACAAGCGCUCCUGCCAAGACAUUAACGAGUGCGAGUUCCACAACGGCGGCUGCUCGCACCGCUGCGUCAACAACCCCGGCUCAUACGAGUGCCGCUGCGAGCAGGGCCAGAGACUGCUGCCCGACGGAAGAACGUGCCUGGACACCGGCGGAUGCAACGUGGACAACGGCCGCUGUGACCACUACUGCGACGACUCCUCCGGCCGAGUCGUCUGCUCCUGCCGGCGAGGAUACCGCCUGGGUCGCGACAGCCGGCGCUGCGAGGCGGUGGACCCCUGUCUGGUCGACAACGGGGGAUGUCAGCACAGGUGCGAAGCCAUGGACAGGCGGCCGCAGUGCACCUGUCCUGAAGGCCUGAAGCUGGCCGACGACCAGCGCACCUGCAUCGACGUCGAUGAGUGUCAAAUGCCAGGCAUCUGUAGUCAGCAGUGUCGCAACACCUGGGGCUCCUACACGUGCUUAUGCAACACCGGCUAUCAACUAGGAACCGACCACAAAUCUUGCUACAUGAUCGACAUGGAGGUCAUUAAUUCGUGUCUCGAGAACAACGGCGGCUGCGAGCACAUGUGCCGGCACGCUGCAGGAGGCGCCGAGUGCAGCUGCCACGCCGGCUACCUGUUGCAGCCGGAUCUCAGGUCGUGUCAGGACAACAACGAGUGCGAGACAGGGAGCCACCGGUGCCAGCAGGAGUGCGUCAAUACGGCGGGAGGCUACGUGUGCGCUUGCCGCCAGGGCUUCACGCUCAGCGCCGACGGAUUCUCGUGCGAAGAUGUGAACGAAUGCGCGCAGGAGAACGGCGGCUGCGAACACGAGUGCAGAAAUUCCCAGGGAUCCUUCGCGUGCUCCUGCAGGCCCGGCUACCUCCUGGUCGACCUGACGCACUGUGACAUGAUCGACUACGACUACGGCGACGACUACAGUUCCCACAGCUCGCGCGGGGACAUGGACCUCCAGCCGGGCUCCGACGACGACGCCACGGUGCUGGAGGAGGCCACGUCGCACACGCACGAGGCUCUCAACGUCGUCACGUACGCGGAGCAGGCCAGGAUCACGACCAUACACACGCGAUGCGUCCCAGGAUACUUCGGGCCGAACUGCACGUUAACUUGCCGCGACUGUCCCGGGGAAUGUGACAAGGAGGGCGAAGGAUGCCUCUGCGAGCCUGGCAGGACAGGGCCGACCUGCAGUGCCCCUUGUCCCGAGGGCUUCUACGGUGCAGGCUGUAACGAGGUGUGCAGGUGUGAGAACGGAGGCACUUGUGAUUCUGUGAGCGGCAAAUGCACUUGUCCCCCAGGCGUGUCUGGGGAAUUCUGCGAGGAUGGCUGCCCGGCUGGCUAUUACGGCGAGACCUGCGAGCGGCGGUGCCCCAUGAUGUGCCCCUCGAUGCGCUGCAACCGCGUGUUCGGCUUCUGCGAGUGCGACCCGGGGCGCUUCGGGCCUAAGUGCAACAUGCCGUGCCCGGCCAUGACCUGGGGUGCCAACUGCCGCCACCAGUGCCAGUGCAACGACCAGAGCACUUCUCGCUGCCACCCUGAGAGCGGCGUGUGUGAGUGCCAGCCCGGCUACGUAGGCGUCGACUGCUCCGAGGAGUGCCCCAAGGGCCGCUGGGGAGCUGGCUGCAACCACGAGUGCCAGUGUGCUAGCGGGGCGAGCUGCCACCCAGCGACGGGCGCCUGCCUCAUGGAUUGCCCACCGGGCUUCACGGGCGCCGACUGUCGCGACGCGUGCAACACGGGCCACUACGGUCCGGGCUGCAUGAAAGUGUGCAUGUGCGGAAGGCAGCCGUGCGACCCGAUCUCCGGCGCCUGCCUGUGUCCUGCUGGCUCCUACGGCCUCUCCUGCGAGCAACCGUGUCCCGAUGGCCUGUGGGGAGAAAGUUGCCUGAAGAAGUGUCAGUGCGAGAACGGAGGGAGCUGCGACAGGGUCAGCGGACAGUGCCAUUGCAGGCCAGGAUUCACGGGACCCACGUGCGAGGCUCAGUGCCCCCCUGGGAGGUUUGGCAAAGACUGCAGUGAGACCUGUACUUGCCUCAAUGGCGCUGCCUGUCACCACGUUACGGGGAGGUGCGAGUGCGCGUCGGGCUUCACGGGGCAGCGGUGCGGGCAGCCGUGCCCGCUGGGGCGCUUCGGGCCGGACUGCGUGCACAUGUGCGACUGCGACAACAGCGGCGGCUGCGACCGCGUCAGCGGCGAGUGCAACUGCGCCCCCGGAUGGCGAGGACCGCACUGCACGCUGCCCUGCCCUGACGGGAGCUACGGCGCAGGCUGUGCCAUGAACUGCAGUUGUGCCAACGGUGCCAAGUGCGACCACAUAUCCGGGUCCUGCAUGUGCCAGCCAGGCUGGCGCGGCACCUUCUGCUCGCGGCCGUGUCCCGACGGCUUCUGGGGGCAGGACUGCCGCCAUCACUGCGGCUGCAGCGCCGGCGCCGCCUGCGACCCAACCACAGGCGCUUGCGUCUGUCCGCCGGGAAAACAUGGGCAGCACUGCUCUAAAACGUGCCCCGUGGACCGGUGGGGCAGCGACUGUCAGCACGUGUGCCUGUGCCACAACGGGGGCACCUGCGACCGCGCGUCUGGUGCCUGCAUUUGCCCCGCUGGCUACACCGGUGCCACAUGCCAGGACCGAUGCCCCAAGGGAACGUACGGCAGCAACUGUCAGCACACGUGUCUGUGCCAGCACGGUGCCACGUGUCAGCAUGACACAGGUGCCUGCGUGUGUCCACCUGGCUUCAGCGGCACUUACUGCGAGACCGGCUGUGACGAAGGCAACUUUGGCCCCGGGUGCGUGCUGGCCUGUGACUGCCACAACGAGGGCCAUUGCGAUCCAGUGACGGGGGCCUGCGAGUGCCAGCCCGGAUGGAGGGGAAAGAAGUGCCAUAAACCGUGCCAUCAGGGUUUCUGGGGCCGCGAGUGCGAACAAGUAUGUGACUGCGAGCACGGAGCACAGUGCCACCAUGUCACCGGAGAGUGCCACUGCACCCCAGGCUUCACCGGAGACAAGUGCCAGUUCAUCUGUCCUGUCGGGUUCUUCGGCGAGGAGUGCAACGAGCGCUGCGCGUGCGGCCCAGAGGAGCCCUGCGACCACGUGACGGGGGCCUGCGCCUGCUCGCCCGGGAGACAGGGAGCGCAGUGUCAUGAAUACUGCCUGGAGGGUCAGUGGGGCGAGCAGUGCCGGAAAGAGUGCCAGUGUGCGGGCUCAUCCUUGUGUGACCCUGUCACGGGUGAAUGCUUUUGCCCGGCGGGUUUGCGAGGAAGAAAGUGCCGAAGAGGGUGCCAUAGAGGCCAUUAUGGCGUCGAUUGUAAACAAAAAUGCAAGUGUUCCAACGGGGGCGUCUGUGACCCUGUGAGCGGCCAGUGCCAGUGCCGCCCGGGUCACUUCGGCCCCACGUGCUCCCUGGCUUGCCCGCACGGCAGCUACGGGCCAAACUGCAACCAGACCUGCAUGUGCGAGCACGGCGGCGUGUGCACAAGGAGUGGCGAGUGCAGGUGCCCUGCAGGAUACACCGGGACCUUCUGUGAGGCGCGUUGCCCUGUUAACACUUGGGGACUUCGGUGUGCCUUCCAGUGCAAGUGCCACAAUGGUGCCAUAUGUCAUCCGGCCACGGGCGAGUGCCAGUGCGGCCUCGGGUGGACCGGGGAGCACUGCGCCGAGGCGUGCGGCCCGGGCCGCUACGGGCCGGACUGCAAGCUGGACUGCGCCUGCCACCACAACGCCUCCUGCGACCGCUUCUCCGGCUGCUGCGACUGCGGGCCAGGCCGCUACGGACGCUAUUGCGAGCUGGAAUGCCCAGCCGGCUUCUACGGGGUAUACUGCACACGUGUUUGUGAAUGCGAAAACGGUGCCACAUGUGACCCCCAGACCGGACAGUGCCGCUGUCCGCCGGGAUUUACCGGCGAAACCUGCGCUGACACCUGCCCUCCAGGUUCCUACGGUGCCCACUGCCGGAUGGUGUGCCACUGCGGCCAGUUCGCCUGCAACAAAACGACCGGAGAGUGCCAGUGCCCCGCUGGCACUCAUGGGGAGCACUGUGCCAUGCCUUGUGGCCCUGGUAAGUUCGGGCCCGGAUGCCAGCGCGUGUGCGAGUGCCACAACGGGGGCAGCUGCCACCCGGCGACGGGGCACUGCUCGUGCACGCCGGGCUGGCUCGGCCCGAAGUGCCAGGAGAGGGACGUCUCCUUCGUGACGGCGAGCGACCAGCGGGGGCGGGCGGACAUUCCGGUCGAGCUCAGCUGAGUCUUCGGGGGAGAGAUAGGCCUAUGGAGAGGCCCAUUGUGAUGCGAAGAGGCAGCGAACGCGUGGUGGUCCGUGGUCUUUGGGGGGGAAAGAGGACAGUGAGGGAUUUGUAUAGAGACACUUUUUUUGCUGUAAAUGAACAGUCAGCAUACUUUAAUGGAAUUAAUAGCUAUAUCUUUGCUGAAUAAUGCUAUCUUUUUUAUCACUAUUUUUAUUAUCAUUAUCACUAUCAUUGAAAUUAUCAUUAUUGUAAAUCAGGAUGAUCAUUUUAUCAGGCGAUGAUCAUGAUCCCUGGGCACGGGACUGACAAUUUAGAAAUCUGCAAAUAAAGAAAAUAACAAAACAGAGAAUACAGUUAAAUUCAAUACACUACAAAGAUAAAGAAACAAGAAAUCAUAGAAAUGGCUUUAGGAACGAAACCACGGAUAAAAAGUAUGAAGUGCAUUGUGUGUUCCGCGCUGCAUCUUCGGUCAGCCUGGUGCUUCGAAAGGCGACGAAGGUGCAGGAAGGCAGAUGCACAAUUUGAUCAGUUAUUUUUUUUUUUUUUUAAAGAACUGUAGACAUAUAAAGCUGCUGGAAAUAGAGAAAGGAAAUGCUUAGCAUCUACAGAAAAAAAUAAAGAAAAUGUAGUGACAAAGGAAAAUACAGUGAAAUGAAAAUGCAGAGAAAAUGACAAUCAAGGAUCUGGCAUGUAGCUUUUAAUAAAAGAAAAAUGGGAAUAAAUGCCCGCCGUUAGCCGUACUUGCAAUGUUAUUUUUCCGGUGUUCAUUUUUUCUAAAGAAAAGCUCUAGACUUGAAAAGUCUGAGCUUCUACUCUGAAUUAAUGUUAUCUUGCUUCUUAUUUCCACUGCCUUAGGAUAUAUGCUAAUUAUGAAUUCACCUCUCUGUUCUGAAGCAAAAUACUCAUGAUGGGUUUAGACUGAAAUAUCAGCGCAGUUAAUGAGACGGGCUCACACUUGCCCUCGAAUGCACUCAUACUCAUAGUUGGUUUGGAUGAAUUGUGAUAUAUAUCGUCAUUUUAGAUUUAGUACACACACACACACACACACACACACACACACACACACACACACACACACACACACA
Molecule: messenger RNA, 6774 nt
Organism: Penaeus chinensis
Lineage: Eukaryota; Metazoa; Arthropoda; Malacostraca; Decapoda; Penaeidae
Product: multiple epidermal growth factor-like domains protein 6
Exons: 36
Coding region: 238-5688 (1816 amino acids)
Molecular function (GO): calcium ion binding; protein binding; scavenger receptor activity
Source: RefSeq, a predicted model, not a curated record